CUGAGCAGCGAACUGUUUAUGUCAGGCAUCUUUCACGGCCGCUCUUAACGAGUAGACUGGUAUGUACGCGUCGUCCUUAAGGAACCGGAACGAGUAGUGUGGUCGCAAGAACAUCUGAUUUCGUCCAUUUUCGGUCACCGACAGUUUUAAGGAAGUUCUCCUGCGACGGCAGGCCCCGCAACUACGGCUAAAGUGAGAGCCUCAGCGUGCAGGAUGGCGGAGGUUCCAGGGACGUCGAGUGAGACGAUCACUGAGACUGUCUCCACCAGCACCCCGCCACCGCCCCAACAGGAGGGCAGAAGCCUCACUAUCAAACUGCGGAAGAGAAAGACCGAGAAGAAGGUGGAGUGGUCCAGCGACACGGUGGACAACGAACACCUCGGCAGAAGGUCUUCAAAAUGUUGCUGUGUGUACGAGAAGCCCAAGCAGUUUGGAGAGUCAUCUUCUGAGAGCGAGGGGGACGACGACGACGAGGGCUGCGGCAGCGCACAUUGCAUCCUUGGUCACAGCAGGGGCGGCCACGCACAGACUGGUGGCCACGGCACAACGGGCCCCCAGGGCUCUGGGGGGUCCAACGCCCACUAAUGCCCUAAGACGCUGGGGUCACACCUGACCACGGCAGCGACAUACAUGACACUGCGCUCACUUCUGUUCGGUACGGUUACACUAUGUCACGAGUCCCUUAUGCAGCCACAGAGUUAGGAGCCCCCGUUGCUUCAAAAAGGCGCCACCUAGCUAUCUUACUUUGUUGAGGGGGUGCAGAAGUAAUUGUGUAUAUAAUUGAUUCAAAUUCUCCUUUUUCUUCUGAAAGAUGACCUUAUUUAUUUGCUUGUAAUGAUGCUUUAUUUGGUUAUACCCACCAUGCAGUGGCUAUAGUAUGUGUUGUAACUUUGAAAUGACCGGGUGAGUUGCCGCUCUUUUGGUCGUUUUCUUUUAAAAAGUCCAUGGAAACCCUUUCACUAUUAACUGAGGGAAAUCCGAUACAAACCUGAUGGUCUUACUCUUAAACAGUCAACCUUCUAAAGACUAAAAUAUGUAUGUCUAAAAUAAAAUUUUGACUAGGGAUGCACCGAAAUGAAAAUUCUUGGCCGAGACCGAAAACAGAAAAUGAGGAAACCAAGGCCGAAACACCGAAAGAAAUUAUUAGCAUCAUUUAGGGUUGCCGCGGUAUACGGUAUUACCGGUGCUACCGGUGUUGAAGCCAACAGUUAUUUUUUUAUUAUUUUUUUCCAGUAAUAAAAAUAAAAUAAAAUCAGUCAUCUUUAGGCCUAUUUGAUAAAAAAAAAAAAAGUUUGGCAGUUUGUCUUUGCAAUGUUUUAUUUUUUAUGUGUUUUUACAUUAAAAAAAAAAUAUAUAUACAAACAGAUAAUAGAUAAGCUACCUGAUAAAGUGUUGGAACACACAUAUGACAGGUAACCAUAGCAACGCCGGUAAACAAACCCUGCGAAGCCCAAUCCCUACGAGAGCUCCCCGCGCUACGGCCAUCCGGAGGCGCCCAGUGCAUUUGGCCUUGAUAUUAUAUAUACAAUAAUAUUAUACUAUUAUAUAUAUAGAACGUUAAAAUACGCUGUCACCGAGAAUUGGCGCGCUGUCACCGAGUGUGAGAGGAGAGUUGACGGAGAAGAUGGCGGUUGACCAGGUUCAAAGUUUAUACACGAGUGUAUAAACUUUAAUACACUCGUGUCAAAAGUUGACACGAGUGUAUUACUCGGUGUGAAAAUGUCCACACCGCGGCAACCUAGUACCAUUGCAUUUAUGGCUAUGACUGUGUACUAUAUUCAUUAAAAUCAAGGCAUUGCAAUUUUUGCAAUGCCUUGAUUUUAAUGAAUUUAGAAACUUUCUCAGAAACAUUGAAAAACGUCCACACAGCAGACAUAUUGGCGCUUAUCCAGACAAGCGUGUGCUGGCCGCGCUUUUUGUUGGCGUCAUCACAAAUUUCUGUUUCGGCCGUGUUGUUUCGGUGAUAAAAGUAUUUCGGCCGAAAAUGCGCUUCUGGGCCAUUUUCGGUGGCCGAAAAUUCGGUGCAUCCCUAAUUUUGACUGUACCUAUUGUAGUUAAAGCACCGUAAAAUAUAUUUGAAUCAUUGGUCAAUUUAUCAAAUCUGUAUUAUAUGCUCCCAUUUCCGGCAACUCCAUGUGCCAUGUAAAGUUUGUCUGAGCAAAUAAUAUUUUUUUUCAUUGUCAAAUUAUGUUGCUUUUAAUUCGCAUUUUAGUAGGCAUUUUCCAAUCCUGUGUAGACAAUCUACGGUGUGUAAAGACAGAUAGAGAUGGUUGUCCUAGGUGUCCAGUCUCAUGCCAAGGAGCUCAAUCACCAUGCAGCACUGAGGGAGAUCAAGGUGACUGAUGCCCUUUGCUUUUCCAUGAGACAUUUGAAACAGGACAGAAGAAUGUCAUCAACCAGGGUGUUAUAUUUUGAAGAGGCUGGAACACAUUUGUGCUUUUGUUCCAGCACAACUGUGUAGAUGAGUCAGUAAUACCUUUAAUCUGUUUGUGCUGUUCUAUUUUUAAAGACACUCGCCAAACAUUGCCAUUAAUCGCCCCAGCAUGGUUAUGAAGAAUUCAACAUUGCAGUAUUAAUCUGAAAGCUGUCUAUUGCGCUGGAGGCUGGUGAUUUGUGUGCUUUUAGUGCCGUGUACUUCAGAAAAUAAAUUCAGGAUUGACAAGUGAAUAAACAAGCAGCACUUCUAGGGUUUCAAUUCUUUGUUCUACAAAUUCUAAUGGGAUAAAAACAGCAACGCUUUGGGUGCAUGGCUGCUGGCUAAACCAAUGAAAACAACCCUGUUCAUGUUUGAUAUCUAACCGUGGAUUGCAUAAAUGUCAUACACAUUGUCAUCAAUGAACAUUGUACUUGUAACACAUGUAUAUACCAGAAUAAAAUCUAGAGCGGGUUUAAUGUGAAUAAAGGUUUUGAACUGAAA
Gadus morhua (Atlantic cod) is the source of this 2917-nucleotide messenger RNA. It is a transcript of the gene ppp1r11, whose product is annotated as protein phosphatase 1, regulatory (inhibitor) subunit 11. Lineage: Eukaryota; Metazoa; Chordata; Actinopteri; Gadiformes; Gadidae. The record is from RefSeq and is a predicted model, not a curated record. Bases 214 to 585 code for a protein of 123 amino acids. Gene Ontology annotation, molecular function: protein serine/threonine phosphatase inhibitor activity; protein phosphatase 1 binding. Gene Ontology annotation, cellular component: nucleus. The transcript has 3 exons.